UCUUGUGCCUUGUUUUAUGUCUACCUCUACUUCGCUGCAGACAAGAUCAAAGAGUACAAGCGGCGCCCCUGCCACAGCCACAUACACAGAAAAAAAGUCCGGCCCUGCGUAUGUUAGAUCAAUUUGUUCUUUGGUGGAUUGUUGAGGUCGUCCAAGAAUAAAGUUAAAGACAAAGAAUGAAAAUGUUCUGUCUGUGUAAUAAUGAAAAAGCAGAAAAUUUUGCUUUCGAUUUCAUCGGCCCAAAUACAUACUGGGCUUAAAGAUGUGCAUCUCUCGCUAACGCCGCAAUCUCACUCGCAUUUGCAGGGCGACAGCAUCGGUUUCUCGACCGAAAGUCGACGAAAAUUGAGCGCAGCAUCCACGAGGAUGGCUACCCCGAUGGAGGAAGAUCCGGCAGUACUGGUCCCGGACGGCGUGCCCGAAAAUACGCAGCUGGAGAGCGCGCCGCCGUCGAACAUCGACAAGUUUCUGAAAGCGUUCGAGAAAUUGAAUCCUGCGUUUGACCCGACCACCGCGCAGAGGCCGGUCGUGUGUUUUUUCGGCGACAGCGAUAUCAGCCACUGGAGAAAUCAAAUGCCAACAGACGGCGGCGCGAGCGCAAAACGAACGUUGGUAAAUGUCGGGGUGGGUGGGGCAGAGAUGCUGCACGUCGCGUAUUACGCCGAGCGCUGCUUCGAGAAAUACCGCCCCGACGUGGUUCUCCUGUGUGCUGGGGAAAAUGACAUCGGAAGUGGUAAGUACUUGCUGUUGCCAGGAUACGGCGCCAACUUUACUAGAAUAUUCCUUGACAUCGGAAUCAAGUACGCAUGGAAAAAAGCGUCCUGUCGGUAGUUGCGCAACAACUUUGUUCCCUUAGACUUUGCACUUUGGAAAAACUCAUGCAAUUUUUUCCAGGUACAUCAUCAGCGUCGACUUUCAGCUAUUUCCAGAAGGCGUAUAGCUGUUUCCGCGCCAAAAGCGGCUCAAGUCUCCCGAUCAUCUACAUGGGCACGAAGCCGGAGCCAGCAACGGAAUCGCUACGGAGCGAGUACCUUAGUUACGACGGUCUCAUCAAAGAGCGCACAAAUGCGGACGCAGCUUUCCACUUUGUGGACUCCUGGGAUCUGCAGGACUAUAAGUUUUACGAUAAGGACGAACUGCAUCUGAGCCCUGAGGGUUAUGAAGUUUGGAAUCGCCGCGUCUUGGCGAUUUUAGAUACUGGCUGCGAUUGAUUAGCCGUGCGCAGGCGUAACUGUUAACAAACUGGCGACUGCAUCGUCGCGAAGUUCUUGAGUGAGUAAAUGCUGCAGGCUUUACCUUCCGAACAUGAA
Molecule: messenger RNA, 1310 nt
Organism: Amoebophrya sp. A120
Lineage: Eukaryota; Dinophyceae; Syndiniales; Amoebophryaceae
Source: the annotation of a GenBank genome assembly